Durusdinium trenchii is the source of this 1384-nucleotide messenger RNA. NCBI's taxonomy places the organism in Eukaryota, Dinophyceae, Suessiales, Symbiodiniaceae. The record is from the annotation of a GenBank genome assembly.
GUGAGUCCGCCGGCAGUUUGGGGGUUCAGCUUUGGGCCACUAACCUUCUACGUCGGCUGGAGAGCCACUAUGAGCCUGAGAACACCAUCCUGAUCGGCGAUUCUUUUGUGGGGGCCAUCCCAGGAGACACGGAUCUAUUUCAACGUCAGGUGAUGGAAUUUUGGGGCGUUUGCCAGUCUGGUGUGGUUCCUGAGGAACUCAAGCCAGAGUGUACACCAGACCGCCUGGUCAUGACAGACUUCCCAGAGACCACCAUGCAGCUGUUCCCCUCAGUCCGCUACAUGAUGAUCGGCAGCAAAUUCGAUCAGGUUCAAAUGGCAUUCGGUGAUUUUGUGAUUGUUUUUGACUACCUAUGGACUCUGCUUUGGAAAGGCAUUGAUAGCAUACCGCUUUUUUCCAAUGCAACUUUCUACGAGCAACUCAGCGGGGACUUACUGGUAUACUCGGCCUACAAGCAGUUCUCCGCAUACCUCGUGGGUGCCAAACAGGAUACCUACACAAUCUGGCCUCUCUACUUCAUUCGGAGCACUACUCCCGCUGGGCCAUUUGAUGAUUGUAGCAGCCCAUAUGUGGGGGAGCGGUUGCUCGAAUGGCUCAGCCCGCAUAGUGAGGAGAAGGCCUCAUACCAAUGCUACAACACAGAAGAGGACGCCCCAAAUUGGACUGCGCAUUACUGCGACCACAUGUUGCCAUGGCAAGUUGGAAGAUGCGAACCCAGCAACUAGUGAGCGCGGAGGUCAGAAGUUGUGGAAGGUAUGUCGGCAGUUCCUUCCAAUAGUUUGAACUUUUGGGCCGCUCCACUCUUCAGUGUCGAGUGCAAAUCUUCGGAAAUUCAUCCAUUCCCCAGCAAUUAUAUAUGCCGCAAUUGAGUGAUAUUGGAUGCAAUUCCUGGACAACAGGUCCAGAUGAACCUGUGAUAUAUGAUACUGUAAAGUAUUGUACAGUAAUACGUCGCAGCCACUGGUAGUGCCGUUCCUAUUAGUAUAUAAGUGGCUUUGGCGUUGGCAAGUGCCCUCAGGGGUGCCUGAGUUUUGGAAAUAAGGAAGACCUAGAAACGAGGCCUUUAAAAGAAGACCCCGGACUGCUCAAGCGAUCAAAAAGCCGCUUGAGCAAACACUCACUGUUUGCGGAGACUUCCCGACUGUUCCAAGAAGGAAUCUACACUGUGGUGCUUUGCGUGGCAGAUUGAGGAGAGAAUUGCCUUGAAUUGCCUAGGUUUAAACCAUCUUAACCGAUGAUUUGGAUGACCAGGUCUUCUCUGAUUUGGUGUUCAUGAGCUGGAAUUGCUCAAGUUCCGAGCCAGCGCAGCCGCAGCCUGAUGCAGCACGUUGGUACAGGAAUGUUCCGGAUCGAGGCUGGAGAAGAUGCGUGAGCGGGAGAGGAC